Molecule: messenger RNA, 1397 nt
Organism: Myxocyprinus asiaticus (Chinese sucker)
Lineage: Eukaryota; Metazoa; Chordata; Actinopteri; Cypriniformes; Catostomidae
Gene: lsm1
Product: LSM1, U6 small nuclear RNA associated
Exons: 4
Coding region: 112-513 (133 amino acids)
Biological process (GO): deadenylation-dependent decapping of nuclear-transcribed mRNA
Cellular component (GO): P-body; Lsm1-7-Pat1 complex
Molecular function (GO): RNA cap binding
Source: RefSeq, a predicted model, not a curated record
GGAAGCACUUUGUUCUGCGUUACGUCCUGUGGUUACAUAUUUGAAAUGCUCCAUGGCUGGAUACUUUACAUUAAAAAAAUAAAAUAAAAAAACCUCCCAAAUGUGAGCAAAAUGAAUUACAUGCCAGGGACUGCGAGCCUCAUCGAGGAUAUUGAUAAAAAACACCUUGUUCUACUUCGUGAUGGGAGAACAUUGAUUGGGAUCCUAAGAAGCAUAGAUCAGUUUGCUAAUUUAGUUUUGCAUCAAACGGUUGAACGGAUCCAUGUUGGUAAAAAAUUUGGUGACAUACCUCGUGGGAUAUUCGUUGUCAGAGGAGAAAAUGUCGUCUUGCUUGGUGAAGUAGAUCUGGAUAAAGAAUGUGAUCAAAUCCUCCAGAGAGUUUCCAUUGAGGAAAUUCUGGAGGAACAGCGGACAGAACAGCAAGCCAAGCAAGAGUCAGAGAGACUGAAGCUACAGGCAGUGAAAGAGCGAGGGUUGUCAAUCCCUAAAGCUGACACAUUAGAUGAUUUCUGAAACAACUUUACGUUUAGGAUUUUGAUUUUUGGUUUUAUUCAGUGGUUAUGUUUGGUAUGAGACAAUCUGUCUUUAAAAUCAUUAUGCUAUGAUUGUUUAAUGGAGGAAAGAGGAGAGAAAAUUUGGUUUCACUAGUUGCUCUAAAGGAAGAAUUUUGAGAAUUGCUCACCAUCUAAGUUUCUUUGUAUGGCCAAUAUCAUAGUGAAAUGGAUGAUGGACCAAACUGAAGCACUUGGCCUGUUGGCUUUUAGUUUAAACUUAGUAAAACAGUGAUAAUAUACAGGAAGGGUUUAUUUCAGUGUUUACUAUGUUAAAGAUGUGACGCUAUGGUUAAGUUGGUAUAUUAUGUGAAACUCAUGAAACAACACUGAAAAUAUUUUUGUUCUAUUAAACCUAUUUUAUACUGAUGCAGAUAUUUGUACUUUAAUUUACAUAGCUCAUUGCCUCUCAGAAACUUCAUAUAUCAAACAGAAUUUAAUGUACAACUUUGAUGUAUUUUGAUAUUCUCUUAGAAACCAAUCAGCACAGAGGGCACAUUAAAUAUUUACUAACCAAUUAGUAUUUUCUUCCCCUACAGAUAUAGAAUUAACUGUAUUGCCAUAGACUUCCUUAUAUAUAUACAAGUUUUGUAUGUGCUUGAGCACAUUACUGCCCAGAUGCAAAGCUUUUCGUGUUAAACAUGUCCUUGCAUCAGUCGGUAGCUAGGGGGUGAUUUUGUAUAUGCUUUGUUUUGAGGCAAUUGGAGAGGAGGGCAUCAGAAUCUACACUUGUGUUAGACACUAGUAUGUUUUUACAGAAGUUACAGAGAACAUAUUCGACUAAACUGCAAAUGUAUUAUUUUAGCUUCCUUCAGAAAUUAAAGGUUGAGCUUGAUGGUAACUCUA